ACGGUAUCCUUGCGCAGACCCAGCUUUAUUUACAGGGUGCUUAACAAGACAUGCAAAGAGAAGGUAAGCAGAAAAACACAAGGCUCUCUGCUUUGCUGUAGAAUUGGAGACAUUUAUUCUGAGGCCUUUGCAGAUACAGCGCUUUGAAGUUGACAAGAAACACAGAUACUGAAGUCCACACAAAGGCAUCUGCUAGGAGUGCAGGGUAGCCAGAUUCCUUAACCAACAGGCCCAAUCAGAAUUGCUAAAACAGCCUCGUAACUGUUACAACCUUGGAGGUUUUCAAAUUGUCCUGUGAUCUUAAACCAUAAAAGACUCCAGCAAAGAAUGACAAAGCUGGGCGGUAUUCGAUGAAACCUCUCAGCGAUUCGUACACUGUCGAGAUCGACACAGUAAAUUGGGCUCAUUUUUGCCUCUAAGGGACCAUAAAGCACGUUCUGAAAUUGACUGCUGGAAACAGCCAUCUCCCCCAACUCUGCCACUAUCAUGAUGUAUUGUUAUGAUUGUAACUUUUCGUUUUCCACUCAACACUUAGGUAGGUUGUGGUUAGUGCUAUUACUGAGUGGCUGGCCUGAUGAAUUGAAUACCUGCUGUGUAAGGCCCUGUGGUAUCUACAAUGGAGACAGGAAUUUGCCAUCAAGGGGCUUUGUUAAGCUGUGCGAUUGUCAGUCUUUGGUAAAAAGGAUCGCUAGAUAUGGCAGAAUAUAGUUGUUUUGAGGAUUAGAAUCUGUACUAACUAUGGUCCAUUACAGACUGAUAUGCCACGUAGCAUAAAACACUUCAGGUGUUCACUUAAUGUAAAAAAAAAAAAAUCUACAGAAUGGGGAACUGUGCCAUCAUAGUGUUUGCUAAGACUGAAACCAAAGGAAUUCCAGGUUUCAAAGUUAUUUUUUCCUCUCUAGGACAAACGAAAUCUGAUGCAGAAUUGAAAACACAAGCUAUACAGUGAUAUUUAAUUGCCUCAGCAGCUACUACAGCAAUUUUGUGUUUAAUGAUUUCAUUUCCGGCCAGCUUCUGCACGUAUUGCACUAACAUUUGCCAGCUGGCUUCAGAAUGUGGACCAGAAGUUUAAGAAAAAAGAAACACUACCAGUAAUUUUUAUAUUAGCAAAAGACUCUCUUUCUUCUUCUAGUGUUUCUGUCUCAGGGAUACAGUACUAUUUGUCAUUUUUUUGAUCCAGGAAAGACCUGUGAGUCCUCAAGAGUCAUUCAUACCAGGUUAAUGGCAGGAUCGCCUGACUCGGGAAAUGAUGCAUCACCGAGAGCAAAGGAGAGACGAGAAACAGGUUCCGUUUCACUGUGAGGCGGGGUACCACUGCCGACCUGCGCUUCAGGCCGCUGACUCGUGCUUCCUGUGUUUAAAGUGAAUGAUCCUGGGAGAGGUGAGUUAUUCACACGGGAGCACUCCUUCCGAGGUAAAGGGGAGAAAAACAAAGUCACGCCAAGUCCCACAACUAAGAGCGUUUGUCCAAAAUAUGACCUUCUUUUUCUCAGGAUGUAUUUCUCUAAUAUCGGUGUGCAAUUCAACACGUAAAGGUAUUCAAAUUGUAAUAAGAAUGGGCUGCUUAUUUUUCUGUGAUAAUGCCUGUCUUGGCUGGACUCCCCCGGAAGCUGACCCUCCGAUACGGUUUCCAGGCUCGAAUUUAACUUGGGAGGUGAUACCAGGAAACACCAGGAGGGGAUGGGGAAGCCAGGUGGUUAAAGGGGAGGAAGCAAGAAGAGGUGUGGGUGAAGGUGGUCCUGAGGGCACUGGGGCCCAGCCUCGAGGGCAGCUCUGGACACGCUGGAUACCACGCCUCCCAGCCGCCCCGGGAGCCAGGCAACCAGAGGUCCACACCAACUCCUUGCCUGUCUUUGGCUGAAGCCUGCUUCUGGGCCAGGAAACUCUCCAGUGCUUCCAGCCUACCACGUGUCCAGGAAGAAAGCCCCAAGGCACGGCGGCAGGCGUCAGAGAGCAGAGGGGCAGCAGAGGAGGUGUGGGUGGGCUCCGGUGGGCACUGCUACACCCUGCUGUGUUCACUUGGUCCUGUCACUGGUGCCUCACGCUGAGUUACACCCACACCAGGCGUGCUGACAGGCUGAGAUGUGGGCUCCUGCUGCACUCAGUCCUGGGGCCAUAGAGGUUCUCAGUAUCUUCCUCCUUUAUCACUCGUUCUGCAUGUCCCUCUCUCUCCACCAGCACGUCUGCUGGCCUAGGUUGCUUGCUUGAUGAUGUUGCUUGCUUCGUCCCUGUGGGGUCUGAGCCCCUGGUUGCCAUGCCCCUGUCAGGCCAGGGGUGCUGCGUUAUCCAUUUGCUGCUAUCACCAGGCACGGAAAAGAUGCCCAGUGAGGGCCCUGAGUCCAGAAGUAAUCCUCCCUGCCCCUAUUUCCUACUGAUCAUAAGGGUCAUUUUUCCUUUGUCGCCUGUAUGAGGAGCCCAGGGGAGGAGAGGUCUUUAGAUUGAGUGGAACCUUGUGUCCCCUGGUAGAGCAUCCUCCCCUGCCGCAGGAGCCAGGGCUCUACUGGGGACGCAGCACCGUACGCUGGUAUGAGGUUCACAAUACGCCUUGCAUCCCAUAGCACAGCAUCUCACCCCCGCAAAACGUUAUCCCCGGCCAGAGCCACAGUUGUGCCCUUGAGACCGUUCUAAUGUUCUACCAGGGUGGCACCUUCUGGGUGUGUGAAGUAGGGCAGACCCAGUGCAUCUUGCGGUACUGGCCCCUCUGUCAUACCUCUUUCACUCUCAAACGGGUCCCUGUCCCAGGUGAUAUCACGGGAAGCCCCCUAAUGAUAAAUCAGACACAGUGAGCAACUAACUGCACAGUGAUGACUGCCAGAGCCCUGCAGGCAGGGAAGACGAACCCGAACCCGGAUCUGCAUCUGGGUCUGAGGAAAUCCGCUUGCCACCCAGCGGCUGCCUGGCCUCCGGGAGGGAAGGCCCUGUCCCCCGGCUGCACCUCGGCCUCCGCGUCCGGAGGGGCGGACGCAGCGCGCAGCUCCGUCGCCGCCGCCACGGCUACACACUCCCAGGCCCCGGAGCAAACAGGCCGGCCCGUCGGCUGGAGUAACCCGCACAGGCGAGCGGAGAGGAGGGCCGGGGAGGAAGAGGCGCAGACAGCCCUCAGCCCUAGAACACACAACGCGCGGCUCCUUCCGCACUAAGCCAAAUGGCCGGAAGAGCGCGUUCCCUUCCGGUCCCGCCGCGCUCGGGGCGGCGCGUCACUUCCGGCCGGCCCGCGGCGGCCGCUCCCUGUCAGGCAGCCGGUUCCCCCCUGGCCGAGCCCGGACGGUCCGCCUUUCGAUGUCGGAGGCCGGCGCCCGGCAGCGCCCGCCCGCCGAACCCGAGCACUGUCCACGCUCAGGGCUCCCGGCCGCGAGCACCAUGGCGUCCUGGCCUGCGUGUCGCCUGCCGCCCAGACGCGGAGGCUCAGCCUGAGGCUCCUGAGGAACCGGGGUCGCGGCCGGGUCCUCCGCUCCCAUCCGUCUCCCAACUCCCGCCCCCACCCCGCCCCUGGGGCUCGGCCGUCGGGCGCUCGACGCUCGACUGCGCGGCGGAUCGACGCUCUCGGCGCUCCGGCGGCGGAAGUGAGGGCGUUGGCGGCGGAGCGGCUGCGGCCAGGGAGCCUUUGGUCGAGCGCGGGGCCCUGUCCGUGCGGGCCAGCAGAUUACUUCUGUAGCUUGACCUCUACUUUCCUCAACAAGCAGAAUGUCUCGAUCACGACAACCCCCCCUUGUGACAGGCAUCUCUCCAAAUGAAGGAAUCCCGUGGACGAAGGUCACGAUUAGGGGAGAAAACCUGGGGACUGGCUCAGCUGACCUCAUAGGUCUGACAAUUUGUGGGCAUAAUUGCCUUCUGACAGCAGAGUGGAUGUCUGCGAGUAAAAUUGUAUGUCGCGUGGGACAGGCCAAGAACGACAAAGGAGACAUUAUUGUCACAACCAAGUCAGGUGGCAAAGGAACCUCCACAGUCUCCUUCAAGCUGCUCAGACCUGAGAAAAUAGGUAUUUUGGAUCAGUCUGCUGUGUGGGUUGAUGAGAUGAAUUACUAUGACAUGCGCACCGACAGGAAUAAAGGGAUUCCUCCCUUGUCCCUGCGUCCUGCUAAUCCACUCGGCAUCGAGAUUGAAAAAGGUAAAUUUCCCCAGAAGGACUUAGAAAUGCUGUUCCCUGGAAUGAGUGCUGAUUUUACAAGUGAGAACUUUUCAGCUGCCUGGUACCUCAUAGAGAACCACUCCAACACCAGUUUUGAACAGCUCAAAAUGGCAGUCACCCACCUGAAGAGACAGGCUAACAAGAAGAGCGAGGGCAGCCUGGCGUGCGUGAAAGGGGGACUCAGUACUUUCUUUGAGGCACAGGACGCCCUCUCAGCCAUCCAUCAAAAACUAGAAGCGGAUGGAACGGAAAAAGUAGAAGGAUCCAUGACGCAGAAACUGGAGAAUGUUCUGAACAGAGCAAGUAACACUGCGGACACAUUAUUUCAAGAAGUCUUAGGUCGUAAGGACAAGGCAGAUUCCACUAGAAACGCACUCAAUGUGCUCCAGCGAUUUAAGUUUCUUUUCAACCUUCCUCUAAAUAUUGAAAGGAAUAUCCAAAAGGGUGAUUAUGAUGUGGUUAUUAAUGAUUAUGAAAAGGCCAAGUCACUUUUUGGGAAAACGGAGGUGCAAGUUUUCAAGAAAUAUUAUGCUGAAGUAGAAACACGGAUUGAAGCUUUAAGAGAAUUACUUCUGGAUAAGUUGCUUGAGACACCGUCGACCUUACAUGACCAAAAACGUUAUAUAAGGUACCUGUCUGACCUCCACGCGCCGGGCGACCCUGCGUGGCAGUGCAUCGGAGCCCAGCACCGAUGGAUCCUCCAGCUCAUGUACAGCUGCCGGGAGGGCUGCGCGCGGGACCUCCAAGGGCCACCGGGCCUUCACAGCGCCACUCUGGACCUGGACGGCGACCUGCGUGCCUCCGUGCCCGGUCAUGUAGGCCAGACGGCGUCUCUGAAGAGGGGUAGCAGCUUUCAGCCUGGUCGAGAUGACGCAUGGAGACACCAAACUCCCCACCGGGUGGCCUUUGUUGAAAAAUUGACCAAGCUUGUUUUAAGUCAGCUGCCCAACUUCUGGAAACUCUGGAUUUCAUAUGUUAACGGAAGCCUUUUCAGUGAGACUGCUGAGAAGUCAGGCCACAUUGAAAGAUCAAAGAAUGUAAGGCAAAGACAAAAUGAUUUUAAGAAAAUGAUCCAGGAAGUAAUGCACUGUCUGGUGAAGCUGCUCCGCGGGGCCCUGCUCCCGCUCGGCGUCGCGGAGGGCGGAGGGCGGCAGUGCAGAGUCUGGGAAGUGAAGGCCGAGCUCUCUGGGCAGGGGCUCGCUCAUACCAUCCAGACUCUGAGGCUUACUUAUGAAUCCUUGACUGCCCUUGAGAUUCCUAACGACCUGUUACAGACGAUCCAGGACCUCGUCUUGGAUCUUCGAGUGCGUUGUGUGGUGGUCACACUGCAGCACACAGCGGAAGAAGUAAAGAGAUUGGCUGAAAAGGAAGACUGGGUUGUCGACAGUGAAGGCCUGACGUCCCUACCGUGCCACUUUGAGCGCUGCGUGGUGCACUCCCUGCAGUCGCUGCGAGAAGUCCUGGAGUGCAAGCCCGGAGAAGCCAGCGUCUUUCAACAACCAAAAACCCAAGAAGAGGUUUGCCAGCUAAGCAUCAAUAUCAUGCAGGUUUUUAUAUACUGUCUGGAACAGUUGAGCACCAAGCCUGAUGCCGAUGUAGAUACUGCACAUCUCUCCGUUGACGUUUCUUCUCCUGAUUUGUUUGGAAGUAUCCAUGAAGACUUUAGUUUGACUUCUGAACAGAGGCUUUUGAUAGUCCUGAGUAAUUGUUGCUACCUAGAACGUCACACCUUCCGAAAUAUCGCAGAACAUUUUGAAAAGCACAACUUCCAGGGAAUAGAAAAAAUAACACAGGUUAGCAUGGCCUCACUGAAAGAGUUGGACCAAAGACUCUUUGAAAACUACAUUGAAUUGAAGGCAGACCCCAUCGUUGGCUCCUUAGAACCUGGAAUUUACGCAGGCUACUUCGACUGGAAGGACUGCCUGCCCCCGACAGGUGUCAGAAACUACUUAAAAGAAGCAUUGGUGAAUAUAAUUGCUGUGCAUGCAGAGGUGUUCACUAUUUCCAAAGACCUGGUGCCUCGGGUGCUGUCCAGGGUGGUGGAAGCAGUUUCUGAAGAGCUGAGUAGGCUGAUGCAGUGCGUCUCAUCUUUCAGCAAAAACGGAGCAUUGCAGGCAAGGCUUGAAAUCUGCACCCUGAGGGACACCGUGGCUGCUCACCUGACGCCAGAGAGCAGAUCCAGUUUCAAGCAGGCCCUGGAAGCCCUGCCGCAGCUCUCGAGCGGAGCGGACAGAAAGCUGCUGGAGUUGCUGCUGAGCCGGGUCAGGAGCGGCGUGCACCUGCAGCUGGCCUGCUUCCAGGCACCCCCUCCGCCUGGCGUGAAGACGCAGGUGCCUUCCAGAUGACGCGCUCCCCCAAGCGCCCACAGCGCUCGUGACAUCGGGCCUCUUUUGUGUGACUCGCCCUGAACCUGACGUGGGCCUCGCGGCAUCGUGCCUCCUGCCCCAGGACCCCCUUGCAUGCGUGGGGAACGGCGGGCCCAGGCGCCUCGCCCAUGCCAUCCCUCUGGCACCUUCCACGCCUCUUCGAGCCCCUCGAGUGGCCUGCUCGGUGGCCGCGGGGGCUCUGCUCUGGUGGCAUCUGUGUCACCAGGCGUGGGAGCUGCCGCUGACACCGUUACCAGAGCAGGUCAGGCUGCCGCGACCUCCUUCAGAGUCAGCUUCCCCGACCUGAUUUUGUCACACCGUUUGCUUCAGAAAACUGAGUCAGGGUUUUAGGUUUUUCCAGGGCUGUCACAGAAUCUCCUUUUCAACACUGGCAUUAAGGUCUGUAUUAAUAUUGGGAACUCUGCGGUCCGGCAUGGCCUGUGCAGUGUCCAUCCUUUGAAGUAAGCCCCUGUUGUGUUUGUGCAUUUGGUGUUGGGGGAUGGGGCGUGGCAACUAGAAGGGAAAGUUUCACCUUGUACAGAUGUGCUGGAUGAAGCUUAUUAAGAAAUAUACGGACUGUCGUCUGUCCUAAGCAUGUUAACCAUUGUAUCUACCACGGCUGAGAACCAAAUUACAAAACUACAAUCCUGAGUGUUUGUGUUAUUUUAAAUAUCUGAUGCAGAGCCUUCAGCCAAUAAAGAGUGUGUCUUUAAUACAAGAUGUAAGUUAGUUGACGUUUUUUCCCUAAGUAUCUUUACGUCAGCAUUUUCAUUAGCUAUGCAACUUUUUAUGUGUCUAGUUAUAACCCUCACAGUAAA
Messenger RNA from Physeter macrocephalus (sperm whale), 7313 nucleotides. RefSeq names its product exocyst complex component 2 (gene EXOC2). NCBI's taxonomy places the organism in Eukaryota, Metazoa, Chordata, Mammalia, Artiodactyla, Physeteridae. The transcript is spliced from 29 exons. Gene Ontology annotation, cellular component: exocyst. Bases 3685 to 6474 code for a protein of 929 amino acids. The record is from RefSeq and is a predicted model, not a curated record. Gene Ontology annotation, biological process: Golgi to plasma membrane transport; exocytosis.